Cavenderia fasciculata is the source of this 990-nucleotide messenger RNA. RefSeq lists its product as uncharacterized. The record is from RefSeq and is a predicted model, not a curated record. Bases 1 to 990 code for a protein of 329 amino acids. The transcript has 3 exons. Lineage: Eukaryota; Evosea; Eumycetozoa; Acytosteliales; Cavenderiaceae.
AUGGGUCAAAAAGAUACAUAUGUAGGUGAUGAAGCACAAUCACAAAGAGGAAUGUUAACACUUAAAUAUCCAAUUGAACAUGGUAUUGUUACCAAUUGGGAUGAUAUGGAAAAGAUAUGGCAUCAUACAUUUUAUAAUGAACUUCGAGUUGCACCAGAGGAGCACCCUGUUUUAUUGACAGAGGCACCACUCAAUCCAAAGGUAAAUCGUGAAAAGAUGACACAAAUCAUGUUUGAAACAUUCAAUGUACCUGCAAUGUACGUGGCAGUACAAGCAGUACUCAGUCUCUAUUCAAGUGGGCGCUCAACAGGAAUAGUAUUGGAUUCUGGUGAUGGUGUUACUCAUACUGUCCCCGUUUACCAAGGAUACGCCCUACCACACGCAAUACACCGUCUUGAUUUAGCUGGUCGUGACCUUACCGAUUAUCUCGUCAAGAUAUUGACCGAGCGUGGAUACGCAUUCACCACAACCGCCGAGCGAGAGAUUGUUCGUGACAUUAAGGAAAAGUUGGCAUAUGUAGCACUAGACUUUGAACAGGAACUGAUCCUUUCCCAAUGCUCUGCCACAUUGGAACGGUUUUAUGAAUUGCCAGAUGGCCAACUCAUCACAAUUGGCAAUGAACGAUUCCGUUGUCCAGAAGCACUCUUCCAACCAUCGUUUCUCGGUCUCGAGUCAUCUGGUAUUCACGAAACUGCCUACAAUUCAAUCAUGAAAUGUGAUGUCGAUAUCAGACGUGAUUUGUAUGGGAGUAUAGUGCUUAGUGGUGGCACGACUAUGUUCCCGGGACUACCAGAACGAUUGACACAGGAAAUGAUUGCACUUGCUCCAUCUACAACCAAAGUCAGAGUUGUUGCCAUGCCCGAAAGAAAAUACUCUGUUUUCAUUGGUGGUUCAAUCGUUGCUUCAUUGAAUGCGUUCCAACAAAUGUGGAUAUCCAAAGAAGAAUACGAUGACCAUGGGCCAAGUAUAGUACAUAGAAAGUGUUUUUAA